Molecule: messenger RNA, 441 nt
Organism: Paramecium tetraurelia
Lineage: Eukaryota; Ciliophora; Oligohymenophorea; Peniculida; Parameciidae
Exons: 1
Source: RefSeq, a predicted model, not a curated record
AUGAAUAAAUAAUCAACCUUUGGGAAGGCUGAUCGAUUUCCUAAACUCCAAAUAUAUUCGGAGAACUUCGUAGUUGGAGAUCCCACUCUCAUUUAGUAAAUUAAAUGUGGUGGUCCUUCCUUCCCCAGAAGUCAACGACUAAUAUUUGCUCAUCAUAUUCAAACUCCAGGUCCAGGCAAUUACAACAUCGCUGAUUUUAAAUCCAUCAAACAAUAAGCGGACAAACUGUAUAGAGUCAAUAGAGAGUUCAUGGAUUACAUGAAAUCAAGACCUCGUUCUGUGUAGCAAAAGAACCCUGGACCUGGAACAUAUGAAUUGGGAUCAACUCUUAGAAGUAGAGGGAUUUCAUUCACCAAGGCUAGAGUCAGCAGUUUUCAAAUCGAACAAUCUCCAGGACCAGGAUAAUACACGAUUAGUAGGCCAAUUUCGAGAGUAUAAUGA